Danio aesculapii is the source of this 1341-nucleotide messenger RNA. It is a transcript of the gene neurog1, whose product is annotated as neurogenin 1. Gene Ontology annotation, molecular function: protein dimerization activity. Lineage: Eukaryota; Metazoa; Chordata; Actinopteri; Cypriniformes; Danionidae. The record is from RefSeq and is a predicted model, not a curated record. The transcript is spliced from 2 exons. The coding region runs from base 120 to 746 and encodes 208 amino acids.
CACGAGCUGAUUGAGGGUUAAGAGCGAGACAGACGCGUGCCUUUAACUUCAACACAAACUAUCUGCAGGAUUCUGCAAAACCUCAAGCAUCUCCCAACCCACCAAUAAGGUUAUCAACAAUGGAGACCGUAUACUCCGACAUGGAAACCUCAAGCUGUGACUACUCAUUUUCGCAUACGGAUGAUGAGGACUCGCGCAGCAGCCUCCACCCCGCGUCCCCCGCGUCCUCCUGCGGAAAACCACCUGCAUCUCCAGCCGAGCUCCAGCAGAAGAAGAGGCGCAGGGGGCGCGCGAGGAACGAAACCACUGUGCACGUCGUGAAGAAGAACCGCAGGCUGAAGGCCAACGACCGCGAGAGGAACAGGAUGCACAACCUUAACGACGCCUUGGAUGCUUUGAGAAGCGUCCUGCCUGCGUUUCCCGAUGACACAAAGCUGACCAAAAUCGAGACUCUGCGCUUCGCUCACAACUACAUCUGGGCACUUUCGGAGACCAUCCGGAUCGCAGACCAGAAGCAGGGCAAGUCAAGAGACGCUCCGCUGCUGCUCCCCGGACUAAGCUGCAUGGCAGAUGCACCCAGCCCCGGUAGUGACUCUUGCUCCUGGCCGUCCGGCGCAUCCUCCUCGUCUUCAUCCCCGUCUUACUGCAACUCAGACCCGGGCAGCCCCGCAGCCAUGGACGAUUUUGGAUACUUGCAAACCGACGUAGUGUACAGCUACCGCAACUUCGUGCCUAGCAUCUAUUAAUGUGACUUUCAGCGUUCUCAUGUCGGUAUAGAAUCCGCAGAAGUGUGUAGUAGUGUAAGAUCACUGUUACUUUUCUAUUAGAACCAAGAGCACAACGUUAGGUAUUCACUGUUUGCCUUAAUGACAGUUUGCAAAUGAGAAUGUUUUAUUUUUGUACGUUUUGAUAUUGAUGUUGAUGCUUUUUUCCAAUACCUUUGCACUUUUUGCAUUCCUUGGAGCGUGACCAGAACCCCCAACAUAGAGAUAAUUAUAAUUUAAAAAGCAAGGCAGAUUGGCCUUUGCUGUCCAAGGUGAAAAGUCAAUAUUACAAUUUGUAGAGCGAUAAAGCUGAAAAACGAGCGUGAAAAAUCAGUUUCAACGCUGUGACAAUAGACUGAAAGGACAAGACAAAGAUCUGGCCUUAUGCAUUAUGUAUUUUGACCCGAAGAACCCUCAUCUGUCCGACUGAUCCGUACAGUUAACCAGCGCUCAUGACGGCUUUCCCACCACUUUUCUUUUUGUUUUAUUUAUUCAACCUGUUGCUUCCUUAUGCUAUUGUAUUUUAUUGUAUAUAAAGAGAUUUAUUCUAUUAUGUAUUUACCUCAGAAUAUAAAUC